Messenger RNA from Podarcis lilfordi (Lilford's wall lizard), 17280 nucleotides. The record is from the annotation of a GenBank genome assembly. NCBI's taxonomy places the organism in Eukaryota, Metazoa, Chordata, Lepidosauria, Squamata, Lacertidae.
GGCUGAUUUCCUUCAGAAUGGAGAGCUUUGAUCUUCUUGCAGUCCAUGGGACUCUCAAGAGUCUCCUCCAGCACCAGAAUUCAAAAGCAUCAAUUCUUCGGCAAUCAGCCUUCUUUAUGGUCCAGCUCUCACUUCCAUACAUCACUACUGGGAAAACCAGAGCUUGAACUAUACGGACCUUUGUCGGCAAGGUGAUGUCUCUGCUUAUUAUUAUAUUACAAGAUGAGAAACAAAUAAAAAUAAUCAUGACAAUUAUAAUAUCAUAUUAAGCAAGGGACGGAGCUGGGGGCACCGCCUUCUCUCCCUCCCUCUAUGGGGUCAGGAUUCUUCCCCCCCCCCACUUUCUCUCAGGCCCAGGAAUACUUGGCGGGGCCUUUGGGGGGUCACAGAGUGAGACCCCCCCGCACCUAUUUUAGGCACUGCCCGGGGGUGUGAAAUGGGCUCCCCUGCAAGCCAAAGGUCAUGACCUCCAGCGGCCAACAGCAUCCGGGUCAUUGAGCCCGAGGUGCCCCCGGUCCCCCCCUCCGUGCAUCUCCUUCUCUCCUGUCCCCCUUUCCCUUCCCCUCUCCCCUCACCUCCCACUUCGUUGCUGAGGGAGAAGCCGGCCCCGGUUCGAAACCCCCAUGCCCCCGGAAGCGCAUCUGCCAUGCUCCGGAAGCGCUCUGCGGCGGUGGGGGGUGUUUCCGGUCUUGUUUGUUUCACUCAACGUCUUUCACCGGAAGUGUUUUCCCCUCUUCACUUUUUCCUAACUCUAGGUUUUCCACGUGCCCAGUGCGCAGGCGCGUGGGUGGAGCCUCUUCGUCCCCGGCGGCUGGAAAGGCUCCUGACCCCGCCCCUCCCAGGAGGAUUCCUGUGCGCCUGCGCAGUGGAGCCCUGUAGCGUCUGCGAGGGGCGUGUUUAAUCAGGCGCUUAUUCAUGCAGCUGUUAAGGAGGGAGGGGAAAGGAGGGGCAAGUUAUUUGAUUGGUUGAUCGACCAAGCAAUGAAAUAAUUUAAUUGGUUGAUUUAAAAAAUGCAAUUCUUACUUCAAGCUGAACCCUGUUUAAUUUUAUUGUCAAUAAAACCAGAUUCGGUAGUAAAGGAGGAGUAUUUAAUGUGUUUGAAAAUGCUGCAUUUGGGAUGGGAAGAGGAAGCUGGGGAGAAACUGACAGCUGAUUGUUUCGCCCGCUAGAGCUGCUUGCAUGUGGCUACUUUCAGCCCCAAAACCAAAAUGUUUAAUAAGGGAAAAACAAGAACAAAAGUUUGCAUGAAAGUGGCAGAGGCAGUUUGGUGCAGUGGUUAGAGCAGUGGUGGCCAAACUUGGCCCUCCAGCUGUUUUGGAACUACAGUUCCCACCAUCCCUGACCACUGGUCCUGUUAGCUGUGGAUGAUGGGAGUUGUAGUCCCAAAACAGCUGGAGGGCCAAGUUUGGCCACCACUGGGUUAGUGUCAGACUGGGACCUGGAAGAGAGAAGAGUUUGAAUUCCUCACCGGGCUCUCACAGGGUGACCUUAGGUGCCAGUCACUGCCUAACCUACCUUGCGGCCUUCUGUUGUUGGGGGCAUAAAAUAAGGAGGAGGAGAGCCAGAAAAAGGUUGAAUAUAAAUGCAAGUAAUAAUUGUCAUUGAUAAUAGUGAGCAGGGAAUGGGCCAGAUCCAUACUUCACCUGUUGGACUUCCGCACCCCCUACAAAUCAACCCUUGCCUGUUCAGGGUGCCAAGCUUGCUUCACUCCGUCUGCAACUCGCCUGCCUGCCUGCCUGCUGUAAUAUCAUUCAAUAAAUGCAUUUACGUAGGAGCUCUUCAGCCCCUUCUGGACCGGUCAUUCCUAGGGUCCAGAUAGGAGGUGUGAAGUAGCAGCUUAAAAAACAGCAACCCAAAAGCAUGCGCAGAGUUCCUCUCCUCUCUGCCCUAUUCAUUGGCGAGCAAGCAAACUGCCUGAGUCGAUCCGAUGAAACAGCUUCCUUGGCAGGUCUUAUUUCUAUGGUUUGGAAGAAUCACUUGCAGAAGUACAAAUUUAUUCAAAAUUGCAAAAUGAUAAAAUCAGCUGCUGUCGAUGCCACCUGCUUUUUAGGACCUAAAUAGAAAGCAUCCGGUUCUGCAACAAGCAAGCCACUCCUUCCUGGAAUUAGAACUCACUAUUUGUCUCCAAAGUCCAAAGUUCUAACCUCUGUUAUGUAAAAUCUUCCCAGAGCUCAGCAGCAACAGCAGAGAUCAUGCUUUGAACUCAGAAAGUCCCAUCCUGAGAUCUAAACAGUAAAGAAUCAGUCACCUACUACAAGCAGCCGGAAGGGCCUUUCAAAUUCAAAUGCAAACUUUGCUUAUCUGGUCUGAAAAGCAGGGGUUUUUUUGGGGGGUGGACAUCUCUACAACACAAUUCUAUGUGUUUGGGACAUGGGGUAGGUUGCCAACAAACUCAGCUCUUAUUCUGAGGGAUAUUUCUUCCACUUCUUUCUGUAAUGUUCUUGUUAUAGGAAAAAAUGGGGGGGGGUUGGCUUUUGCUGCCCAGCUCCCCAAGGGACUGGGUCCCCUAAGUCCAUGAUUGGUCAGAGAUGAAUGGAUGGAGGCAAAAUCUUUAUUUUUCUGUUGCAACAAAGUUCCCUCCCCUCCUUGCAAGGAGGUAGGAGAGAUCCAGAACAAUGGUGCACAAGCCCCUAUAGAGACCUUUGAAAUUGCCCACCCAGAGCAGCGCAUGGAAACGCCGUUUACCUUCCCGCCAGAGUGGUACCUAUUUAUCUACUUGCACUUUGCCGCGCUUUUGAACUGCUAGGUUGGCAGGAGCAGGGACCGAGCAACUGGAGCUCACCCCGUCGUGGGGAUUCGAACCACUGACCUUCUGAUCGGCAAGUCCUAGGCUCUGUGGUUUAGCCCACAGCACCACCCACGUCCCUAAUAAUGCCUUGCUUGAUUGCAUUAUCUGGGUAGCUUGGCCAUUCCUUUGAGAUGGUAAAUACCGUAUUUUUUGCUCUAUGAGACUCACAUUUUCCCUCCUAAAAAGUAAGGGGAAAUGUGUCUUAUGGAGCGAAUGCAGGCUGCGCAGCUAUCCCAGAAGCCAGAACAGCAAGAGGGAUUGCUGCUUUCACCGCGCAGCGAUCCCUCUUGCUGUUCUGGCUUCUGAGAUUCAGAAUAUUUUUUUUCUUGUUUUCCUCCUCCAAAAACUAGGUGCGUCUUGUGGUCUGGUGCGUCUUAUAGUGCGAAAAAUACGGUACUUUAGUUUCUGAAUCUCUUACACAUACUGUAUUGAAAGUUUGCUCAACUUAACAGAUACUUUCGGAACUGUAUUUGCAGGGACUUGUAAGUUCCUACAGUCCAAAGACAAUUGGAAAGCUUUCCCCAUUUCCUUUCCUCCUUGCAGAGAAAUAUAUUGAGGUCAAUUUGGGAGAGUCAAAAUGGCUUCAGGAUUGCUCUCCUGUACUAUUUCAGACACGUGGUUUAUACAUUUAUGUAUGUGUUUGCCUUGUACAUUUAUGAACAUUUAUUCUAUAUUUGAGACCUUAGAAUUCUUAUAACACUCUUAACUGCCUUCUCCAUAGCCAGAUAAAGGUUAUCUCUGAAUACCUGAUUCUGAGCACAACUGACAGAGCAAAGUCUUCUGUCUCCCAGGAAUCUGCUUUGCCAGCAAAUCAAGGACAGGCUCAGGUGCGCGUUGGCCUGAUCUGACAAGGCAGUCCGCCUGCUGCUAAGUCCUCAUCAUGAUCUGUGCAGUUUAUUAGCAACCAUAAAACUGUUUGUCCCAGGAAGGCUGAGUGAGGUCCUGGGCGUACGCCAAGCAGAUCUCAUGCAUGCUUCUAAGUCUCAAAGACUUCAGUCAAGGAGACUCACGGUCGCAUAAGAAGUACUUAUUCCUGCAUUGCAGGGGGGUUGGACUAGAUGAUCCCUGGGGUCCUUUUCCAAGUCCACGAUUCUAAGCAUCUUUGCAAUGGUUUAGGGCUUAAGGUAACAUCCUUAGUAUAUGCUGAGGGUCUGCCACGCUCUCCUGUUCUGAUCUGCAGGUCCAAAUGCAGACCAGGGCAAAGGCUUGACCAAUGCUUCGAAGGACCCAGUUGCAGGGAUGCCAAAACAAGAUGCACAAAACUCCAGAGUAGCUCAGUUGGUUGGAGGGUGGCACUGAUAACGCCAAGGUUGCAGGUUCGAUCCCUGCAAGAGACAGCUGCAUAUUCCUGCAUUGCAGGGGGUUCCACUGGGUCCCUUCCAACUCGACAAUUCUCUCUGAAUUCUGUUCUAAUUCGAAUGCUUUAUUAUAAAGGUGUAUCAAGAGAUUUACAUGCAGGAUUCCUUGCCACUACGCUUCAGGACGGCCACUGAAGCGGCAUGGCUUUGCCAGUGAGGCUUACUUAUAGGAAAAGCAAGCUCAGAUAGCUGGCAGUAACAGCCCCAUUUCUUCUUCUUCUUUGGUGAUCCCUCGUAGCCGAGUAAGAUUGUCUUCCAUGAACACGGUUUUAACAAUGAGUCCGUAAGUGACUGUGGAGGCCAGUUCUGGAUCCACAUGUCCUUCCACAGUGGGGACAUUGGUUUCCGCGCAGGAGUUGAUCACGGUGUGGAUUUGCCAAGCGUGCCUUCCUCUUAGCACGUUUCUCCCUUGCGUCCUGAGUUUGAGUGUCUUCAAGGCCCAUGACACCUUUGGUAAAGGCUGUUCUCCAACUGGAGCGCUCGCAGGCAAGUGUUUCCCAAUUGUCAGUGUUUAUACUACAUUUUUUUAGAUUUGCCUUGAGAGAGUCUUUAAACCUCUUUUGUUGACCACCAGCAUUACGCUUUCCAUUUUUAAGUUUGGAAUAGAGUAGUUGCUUUGGAAGACGAUCGUCAGGCAUCCGCACAACAUGACCAGUCCAACAAAGUUGAUGUUGAAGAACAUUGCUUCAACACUGGUGAUCUCUCACUGGUGAGAGCCAGUGUGGUGUAGUGGUUAAGAGCGGUAGUUUCGUAAUCUGGGGAACCGGGUUCGCGUCUCCGCUCCUCCACAUGCAGCUGCUGGGUGACCUUGGGCCAGUCACACUUCUCUGAAGUCUCUCAGCCCCACUCACCUCACAGAGUGUUUGUUGUGGGGGAGGAAGGGAAAGGAGAAUGUUAGCCGCUUUGAGACUCCUUAAAGGGAGUGAAAGGCGGGAUAUCAAAUCCAAACUCUUCUUCUUCAUCAUCAUCUUUGCUUCUUCCAGUACACAGGUAUUACCGUAGUUCACCUAUCCUCCCAAGUGAUGUGUCAAAUUUUUGGGAGACACCAAAAAAUUAACCACCCCUGGCCUAGAGGCCUCUUCCCCACCACUCAACAGGCUGGCAGCUGGAGAAGCCUGCCCUCCCCCAACUCGCUAAACCAAAAGUUAAGGCUUCAAAGCAAGCAGAUAAGCAGAUGUAACCCCAUUUUACAGCUCACAGCAAUUCACCCCGCUGUUCUCUUGGGGCAAUUGCAUCCUCACCCCAGUUUAAAACUACUGCCCUUUAUUCCAACUCAUGCUGCAUCUAUAUUGGACUUGAAACCGUUUCACAUUGUAUAUUUACCAUAUUUUUCUGUGUAUAAAAGGUAAAGGUAAAGGUACCCCUGCCCGUACGGGCCAGUCUUGACAGACUCUAGGGUUGUGCGCUCAUCUCACUCAAGAGGCCGGGACCAUUAUGCUAAAAAUUGGGGGUCGUCUUAUAUAUGGAUAGUGGAGAGGUGGGACGGGCGAUUGGUGGCUGCCGCGAGCAGGAGGUUGCCAGCGGCGUUUUUGCAUGUGAUUGGUGGGUGCGGGAAGAUCCACUGGCUGCUGCGGCAAUUGGGCGUGCGAUUGGCGCUUGCUUUCGGUGAGCGUGCAGAUGAUUGGUGGCUUUGUCGAUGUGUGUGCAAUUGGCUGUGGCGGUCCUGCAGCUUAGGGAUUUUCAACACCCCCCCCAUAAAAAGCUCAAUAUGUCUGGGCAAUCCUCCCCCCCCCCAUUUUCUCAACUUGGAGUCCCAAAAUAUAUACAUGGGGGCGUCUUAUAGAUGGAAAAAUACGGUAUUUUAUUACAGUGUUUUAGACUGUUUCUCUCCCCCACCCCCAAUCCCACAAUUGCUACAGUAUGAAAUUGUGCAACUGUUUCUAUUGCUGAUGCUUUUUAUGAGGAAUUGCUUCAAAGUAUUUUAUGAAUGGAAGUCAUGAAUGGAAAUAAAUAGGCAAAUAGACAAAGCUUUCCUUUGGGGUGUCUUUGAACUCUUCGAUUCUAUGUUUUGGAGCACUUCCGAGGUGAUAUUCUCUGUCUCCUUGGUGGGGCACGCUUGGCAAGUGGGAGCUCAGUGCUCCUUUGAACAAUCAUUGACUGACAAUUUCUCGGCUGAUCUUUGGAACCAGUUCCUAUUUCCAGGCAUAUUGGGAAGUCUGCUUCUUUAAGGCUUAAGGAGCUCUUGGCUUUCAUCAGCUGUGCUGCCAGCCCACCUGAGAGAGAGAGAAAGCAGCUGCAGGUGAGAAUGCUCAGGUAUAAAAAGUCUGUUGGGAGGGUUUCUUGUGUUUGAAAGUGGGUCUUCCUUGGCUGUAUGUGCAGGUAAGUGAUGGAGGAAUGGACUGGUGCUCCUUUAGAAACUCUUGCCUAAUAUGCUUGUGAAGGACAGUUUUCUGGAAUUACAAUGCUGUUUGUGGAACACUGCUCAUCUCCCCUUGUAUCUUUCCUUUCUUGUUUUCAUGUCUUUCUUCCUUGUUGUUGUUGUUGUUGUUACUGCUUUUUAUGUAUUAGAAAGUGAGGGCAACUAUUUUAAAAAGUGGACAGAAAUAAAACCAAGUUAAUGGCUAUGGUUUUCCCGGCUCCUGUGGAUUUGGGUCGUGGGCUCUUCCUCUGGGUUGCUGUUUGUUCUACAGUGGUACCUCGGGUUAAGUACUUAAUUCGUUCCGGAGGUCCAUACUUAACCUGAAGCACCACUUUAGCUAAUGGGGCCUCCUGCUGCUGCCGCGCCGCUGGAGCACGAUUUCUGUUUCAUCCUGAUGAAAAGUUCUUAACCCGAGGUACUAUUUCUGGGUUAGCGGAGUCUGUAACCUGAAGCGUAUGUAACCUGAAGUGCAUGUAACCCAAGGUACCACUGUAUUACUUAUUUCAUAAAAUUUAUUCACCACCUGAAUGUAAAACACACUCAAAUCCAUUCACAAAAAAGGGAAAAAUAAAAUUGCCAAUAAGAAUUAGCAAUUUAUGAUUUUUAAAAUGUUAAAAUAAUAUUCAAUCUUGCAUCACCUUUUAAAAUACCUGGGCAGCCUUGUCUACACAAAAAUGUUUUCAGGAGGCACAAAGAAUACAGCAAAGGUAUACAGCCUUACCGAUGUCAAUAAGCAGGGAGUUCCAGAGGGCAGAUUUUGCCACACUGAGAGAUCAAGUUCUUAACAAUACAGAACAGAUAUCACUUGGCACCAGUUCCGCAGAUCAAAGCAGUCAAGUGGGCAUAUAAAGGGCACUUGUUCUCUUUUGCAAGGCUUUGUAUUCCAGCAAAAAUAAGUUUAGUGUGUUUUUUUUAAAACCUGAGAAGUUGAAUGGGGAUACUGGUUUCCAAAAGUGUGGGUAAGGGAAGUUCUCUGCUGAUCUUACCUGGGUGAGUAGACACAGUUGGGGGGGGGAGGGAGGGAGUUAAGGAAAGAUGACUGAGGUGGGGGCAGAAUCAUCUGCUGCAAUUUCCUCUCCUGGUUGCAGGCAGUGUUGAUCACAGCUCCAGACAUGCUCAGUUCACGGCACUGAGAGCAGCCGACAAAGCUGCCCUCUGCAGCCUUGACAAGCCAGGUGGGUCCUUGUGAUAUUGCAGCUAUUUGGUUCUUUGAAUCUAUUCCUUUCUCUCUCUCUCUCCCGCCACCAUCUGCAGGGAGAUGGCAGCGUGCAGGAAGUUGCUGGGGCUGCUGGCUCUCUUGGCUGCCGGGGCUGCUGAUGUCUCGGUGCUGAACACGUGCAUGGAUGGCAAACAUCACAAAACGAAGCCUGGUAAAGAGGAUGAGCUGCAUGGGCAGGUAGGCUCUCUCCCCAAAGGGGAUUCUGAAACUCAGUUCUAUUCCCUGAUCUGAGCUGUGCCAGAGAGAGUGAAUGGAGGGCAACAGCAGUAAAAUAUACUCAGUCGAGAGUGGAUUUCAUGCUCUUUAUUCAGCUCAUAGUGGUGAGGAGGAAUGGAAGUUCCCCCAGAAUGUCUGCUUUAUAGACAUUAUUUACACGAUGGGCCCCACGUGAUUGGCUAAUUCCAGGAUUCUCCUGUAGGCCAAUCAGGUUGCAGAUUCACUUCCACCUGGAGCUGGAUUGGGUGGCUCCUGUGGACCAAUCAGACAGCUGUAUUCUGGAUCCUAUUGUUCUAGGGCCAAUCAGACUGCUGCAUUCUGAAUCCUAUUGUUCUAGGGCCAAUCAGACUGCUGCAUUCCAAAUCCUAUUGUUCUAGGACCAAUCAGGCUGCUGCAUUUUGGAUCCUAUUCAACUCAGUACAUAACAGGCAGCCUUUGCCAAACCUGGUGCUCUGCUGAUGAUGAUGGACUACAACUCCCAUCAAUCUCAGCCAACAGAGGUUGGGCAAGGCGAUAGCUCUGAAGGAAAGCCAGCUUACUAUUUUUAAUUUUUGCUAAGGCUAUUCUAGGCUGCAUCAACAGAGGUCUAGUGUCCAGAUCAAGUGAAGUAAUAGUCCCAGUCUAUUCCAUCUUGGUCAGGCCCCAUCAGUGUCCAGUUUGGGGCACCCCGGUUUAAGAAGGAUGUUGACAUCCUUCUGGAAGGGGUCAGAGGAGUAUAACCAAGAGUAUCUCCGGGCCACAAGCCUGGGUAGUGUGUAUGGAGUUCCUGGACUGUCUAGAUAAGUCUCAUUGAUGUGGUCUGAAGGAAAGCAGAGCAAGAUGUUUGACACCAGUUGGCUGCAGGAAGAAUAAGAAGAGGAGUUUGGAUUUGAUAUCCCGCUUUAUCACUACCCUAAGGAGUCUCAAAGUGGCUAACAUUCUCCCUUCCCUUCCUUCCCCACAACAAACACUCUGUGCGGUGAGUGGGGCUGAGAGACUUCAAAGAAGUGUGACUGGCCCAAGGUCACCCAGCAGCUGCAUGUGGAGGAGCGGGGAAGCAAACCCGGUUCACCAGAUUACGAGUCCACCGUUCUUAACCACUACACCACACUGCAGAAGUUGCUGGAAGGAGGCGGACAAGGUGCCAUCCAACCGCCUUAGGGACCCCACUCUGGAUUUGUGUAGGGUUUACUCCUUAGGGUCUGGAAACCAACCCUUAAGAGCUGGGGUAUCCCUUCCAACCCUAUAGUUCUAUAGGUGUACGAUUUAAUGACAAGCGAAAUGAGAAUAAAUUUGCCACUGGCUGGGAAGCAGGGCUUGGGGUGUGAGCGAGUGAAGGCAGCGUGGAACAUCCUAGUCGUCUUGUGACUUGGGAGGGCGGUCGAGGUGCUAGAUGAGUUGGCCUUUCCUCCCCCAUCCCUCUUUCCCUCUCCUCCCAUAGUGCUCCCCAUGGAAAGAAAAUGCUUGCUGUACAAAUAGCACGAGUCACGCCGCACAUGAUGACCAGUCCUACCUGUACAACUUUAACUGGAACCACUGCGGGAUCAUGUCAGAUGCCUGUAAACGACACUUCAUCCAGGACACCUGCCUCUACGAAUGUUCGCCCAACCUGGGCCCCUGGAUUAACAAGGUGGGCUUGGGGGUUUGACCUUUAAAGCCCUAUGCGGCCUAGGACCCACAAACCUACGGGACCGCCUCUCCUGGUAUGCCCCGCGGAGGACCUUAAGGUCCACAAAUGACAACAUUUUAGAGGUCCCAGGUCGCAAGGUGGUUAGAUUGGUCUCCACUAGGGCCAGGGCCUUUUCGGCACUGGCCCCGACUUGGUGGAACGCUCUGUCACAAGAGACUAGGGCCCCAGCGGGACUUGACAUCUUUCCGCAGGGCCUGCAAGAUGGAGCUGUUCUGCCUGGCCUUUGGUUUGGAAUCAGUCCCUUAUGUUUCCCUCCCCUUAUGGUCUUGAUCUAUGGGCUACUAUUAACACGAGGCUGCAUUUUAAAUUGUAUUUUAAAUUGGGUUUUCUCUCCCCCCGCCCAUUAUGUUUUUACUGUAAUUUUACUGGUGUUAGAUGCCCUGAGCCCGGCUCUGGCCGGGGAGGGCAGGGUCUAAAUAACAUUUAAUAUUAGCAUUUCACCUGUGUACAUCUACCCCCACGCACCCCUGAAAGAGAACCAGGCCGAAUUUGCUGGACUUUGGGUCCCCCACAUUUUUUCAUGUCUAGAGAAAGGAAUUGCAGCAGUUGUUCUCAAACCUUCUGGGGGACCACCCCACCCUGGUUCCAUAAAUUCAUCCCCCAACUCUAUGGAAUGUGUUAUUCAGAAUAAUGGUUUGUAUGACCCACUCAGGAAGGCAGUAACAUGAAAAAAUGCAAAACCAUAACAACUAAUUGCCCAUUUAUUCAAAAUCCAGUUAAAAUUAUUUAGUUUAAUUCAAUUUGUUUUAAAUAUAUUUUUAUUAAUUCUCUAAAGAUAUUUCAAAGCAUUGAUCAUGCAGUUUUUCUUUAACAUACAUAGCUUCUUCUUGACUUCCUACCCUGCCUUUCCUGAUUAUUUUUUUUACUAUUUUAUUAGCUGUCUUAUAACACAUGCUUUUAUUGUCUAAACCCCAAUAUCAUUGGUUAUUUCAAUAAUCCCCUGCUUAUACUUCAAAUCCUGACUUCAUAUACAAGUGAUAGUUUUUUUUGUUUUUUUUAAAUGAUAUUUAUUAAAAGUUUAAGAAUUACAGAAAAAAGAGAAAAAGAAAACAACAAAAAAUUUGACAAAGCAUACAUUACAAUACAUAAAAAGAAAAGCAUAAACAAUACAACAUUACAGCAAAAAAAACACACAGUAACAUUAAAACACACAUCCAAUGUUCCAUAUCUUUAUCUUUCAUUUACUUGUUUCAUCCACCUCCUCACACCUCCCUUUUUGUAUUCUAAUUUAAUUAAUUGUUUCAGCAAAUUCUUUCCAUCUUUCUCAAUUUUUGUUAUAUAAUUUAUCUUAACAAUCUAACCUUUUAAUUAACUCAACAAAUCCUUUCCAUCUUUCACUAUAUUCUGUCAUUCAAUUUACCUUAAUUUAUUUAACCUUAUCUUACCAUAAAAAAACCUUAAAACUUAAUGUACAUAACUCCUUAUAUCAUUUCUACUAAAGCCAAAUAGUUUCAUUCCAACAUUUUUCCUAAUACUCGUUAAUUUUACACUAAUUCUCAAAAUAAAUUUUUAAAAACUUUCUUCCAAUCUUCAUCCAACGUCUCUUCUUCCUGGUCUCGGGUUUUGUCAGUCCUUCUUGUCCAUUCCAUCUAGUCCAUCAACCUGGUGAUCUUAUGUCCGAGGCUCUUAAGUCUUUUCCAUGUCCCUUCUGCAGAUCUUCUUCUUGUUUAUACCUGCACUUUACUUUGUCUUUUGUUGAUCUUUUUCUUAAUUUCUUUCCUUUCUCAUUGGGGGUAGGUCUCGGGAGGACUCCAAUCCAAAAAUAUCUCCAUCUCUCCUCAGCAGAUCAGCCCAUUCCCCACAGUCCCAUUCCCCACAGUCAACACUGUAAUCCAGAAAGUAUUUAAAAGCAUGUUUCAAAGUCCUUCCAAAAUUAAGAGCCCUCACAACUCCAGACCCCCCCUGGUCCACUCCAGAUUCAAACUUCAAGAACAGCGGCUUAUGCUCCUGCAAGGCCUCGGAUCUCUCCAUUUGUGUUACUUGAGGUUCAACAGCAGCCUCCUCCAUUAUCUUCUGCACUUGCGCUUGCCCUGUCAAAACAAGUUCCUGGGCUGGUUCCUGAAUGGUUUCUAUAUGGGUAUUCACCGUUUGUCCAAAGUUUUUAACUGCAACAGUCAUCAAAUCCAUCUUCUCAUGCAUCUGCUCCAGCAAAGCGCUUGUCUUGCAAAAAGCAAGCACCAAAACUUCUUCUAAACACAUUUUUAUUCAAGGUCAGAGUCUGGUCUCACGAUCCUAAUCUUACAGCUGUGAAAUCCCCAGAUCGACUCCGGCAACAAAUUAACAAGCUCCCUCUAGAGGAGACAAUUUCUAUUUGUAUCCAUCUUUUGAAAGCAGGACCAACAAAAGAAAAUUACUUCCAUUUUUCAAAUACUUUGUUUCUUUUGAAUACAAGAAGCAACAUUGGAGUCAAUUUGUUUCUCUUUUUUUACUAUCUGUCAAAAGACGUUCCAUUCACAGUCGAUGAACUUCCCCAUAAAUUUCUGUCUCUGACACCCCAGGUUUGAGACGGUGGAAAUUUAUAUUUCUUUACUCUCUCUCCUGCAGGCUUAAACAGUCAAAAAUUCCCCCCUUUUCUCCUGCUUCCAAGAGGGGUUUUGGUGAUAAUAUAAUAACUGAAGGAAAUUUAGACCUUUAUAUACGACUUUCCAGACUUUAGCUUACAAAGUUUUUGCUUCAAUCUAUUUACAAAAACGGGAGGCGGACUUCCUGUUUAGAGCCUUCCCGCUUCAGUGCCAAAUUAAAAUGUUUCUUAAUCCAAUUUUCCGUUCUACUCACGGGUACUUGUUUAGAGUCCAAUUGUCCACAGGAAAAAGUCAGCGCUCUCCGGCAACGGCUGUGCGGCUUCACUCCGUAAAAGUAGUGGUUGAUUCAAAACACCGCGCCACUCACCCCACGUCGCUUCGGAUCCCCGAGAAAGGGUUUCCCUGCGAGUAGGGGAGGCGCUCCUGGUGUCAGCCAAAUCCCACAUUCCCAGGCCUCCUCCGCCUGGGAUUUUUAGAGGGUCUCCGCCUUCGCCGCGGCGGCAAGACCUGAUUUUCACGGAGCGGGUUCCUCUCGGUCAGAGGAACUCCGCCAUUGCUGAUGGCGCUAACCCGGAAGUCCAUAUACAAGUGAUAGUUUGAUACGUAACAUUGGGGAACAAAAUUUUUGUUGCAUUGACAUCUGCAGUUGUUCUAACUUAAUUUUGAUGUACUGAUUACAUAUCUGAAGUUGGUUUUCUUCUGUAAGCUCUAGUUUUUUUGCAGUUCGUUUUUCACUUUUUACCAUAAUCUUUUUCACAAUGCAAGAAUUCAAUAUUUUAUUAAACACAUAGACAAAGUAGUACAAUAUGAGUAUAAAUGUACGUGACUUGAAGAAGCCAUGGUCCGAUCUGAAAAAUACAAAUAUUUAGGUUACAGCACUAUAAAAAUAAAGAAAAAUUAAGUUUGCAAAAUAAUAACCACCAUGUGGUUAGGGUAGAUCAACGUGUCAGUGUCCACUUAUCCCCAGUGUAAACAUGACAUAUAGGCAAAAGUCGGAAAUUGAAAGAUAACUAUAGCAUGGACACAAAAAUCGAUUUCAGAUUUGAAAUCAGCAUUGAAAGAACAUAUAAGGACAGUUGAAAAAUCUCAUGCAACAGAAAAUGGGAAAAAACCCCAAAACUGUUCCCCAGUGAUCCAUCAAUGGUCCCCAUGCCUCCUUAAACAGUUCAUCAUUAUGAAAGCUGGAGAUAGAGACUUGCUUGCUCUGUGCUGGAUCCAAAGCUGUGAUGAAUAGAGAAGCAAAAUCAGUUGAUCUAGUGCUGUGAAGCCCCUCCAUCUUGUGCCCAGGCUGUGUACCUGUGCAAAUAAAACCAGAUAUCCUAAAGACAUCGGUCUCUGCUGACUUUCAUUCCAAGGAAACCUGGGCAGUCUCCUGGAGUCUCACUGCUCAGAGAUUGGGGUGGCGUAGAACAACAUUUCUUGGGCUUUCAGAGCUGACGAAAUUGAGCUGCAAGCUGUGUCAUUAAUCUUUGGGUGCGGGGCGCCCUUCCACUUCUCCCUAACCUUCCCCCACCCCCUGCAUAAAUCUAACUCAUUCCUCCCCGUGCAGGUGGAUCAGACCUGGCGCAAAGAAAGAAUCCUGGAUGUCCCGCUGUGCAAAGAAGAUUGUGAGCAGUGGUGGAACGACUGUCGGAAGGACAUGACGUGCAAGAAGAACUGGCACGUGGGCUGGGACUGGUCCCAAGGUCAGUUGGCGCUGCAGAGAGCAAGAGCUUCCUGGUGCUUUGGCCUCCCAUGGGAGUUUGAAGGAGGGGAAAUAAUAUAAAUAUAAAUAUAAAUAUAAAUAUAAAUAUAAAUAUAAAUAUAAAUAUAAAUAUAAAUAUAAAUAUAAAUAUAAAUAUAUAAAUAUAAAUAUAUAAAUAUAAAUAUAAAUAUAAAUUUAUUAUUUAUAUCCCGCCCAUCUGGCUGGGCUUCCCCAGCCACUCUGGGUGGCUUCCAACAAAAUAUUAAAAUACAGUAAUGCAUCAAACAUUAAAAGCUUCCCUAAAGAGGGCUGCCUUCAGAUGUCUUCUAAAAGUCUGGUAGUUGUUGUUCUUUUUGACAUCUGAUGGGAGGGCUUUCCACAGGGCGGGAGCCACUACCGAGAAGGCCCUCUGCCUGGUUCCCUGUAACUUGGCUUCUUGUAGCGAGGGAACUGCCAGAAGGCCCUCGGAGAUGGACCUCAGUGUCCGGGCAGAACGAUGGGGGUGGAGACGCUCCUUCAGGUAAACUGGACCGAGGCUGUUUAGGUUGCAGAGGUGGGACUUCUGGCCAAAAUAAAGCCAGUUCACACAUAAUAUUAAGCCCCUAGAUUAUUUCAAAACCAAGGGUGUGGAACUAGACCAGGUCAGAGGGUCAGUUCCUUAUCUCCUCCACCCAAUCGCAGGGCCAGGUCUGAGAGGUGAGUGGGGCGUUGGGUGGCUUAUAAAGCUCAAUGUUGGAAGAUUCAGGACACAAAAGGACUUUACACUGUGCAUGGUUAAACUGUGGAACUCUCUGCCACAGGAGGCAGCGGUGGCCUCCAGCUUUAAAAGAGAAUCAGACAAAUUGAUGGAGCAGGAGAGGGCUAGUGAUGGCUCCUAGCCAGGAUGGCUGUGCUCUGACUCCCCAGAGGCUGCAAUGCUUCUGAAUCCUGGUUUGCUGGGAACUGCCGGGAGGGCAGCACUGUCCUUGCGCUUGAAUCCUGCUUGCGGGUUUCACUUUGCGGCAUCCUGUUGGCCACUGUGAGAGCAGGAUGCUGGCCUAGAUGGGCCCCCCUUGGCCUGAUCCAGCAAGCCCUUGUUAAUGUUCUUACAGACCUGACAGUCCAGGUGAGUGUUUAUUUGUCCGGCUGUGCACUAAUGCAAACUCUUUUUAAAAAAUGAAUUGUCCAAAUCAUUUGGCCAAAAUCAAAAUCAGUACAUGUGAAAAGGAUCUAGGAGUCUUGGUUGACCACAAACUUGACAUGAGCCAACAGUGUGACGUGGCAGCUAAAAAAGCCAAUGCAAUUCUGGGCCUCAUCAAUAGGAGUAUAGCAUCUAGAUCAAGGGAAGUAAUAGUGCCACUGUAUUCUGCUCUGGUCAGACCUCACCUGGAGUACUGUGUCCAGUUCUGGGCACCACAGUUCAAGAAGGAACACUGACAAACUGGAACGUGUCCAGAGGAGGGCAACCAAAAUGGUCAAAGGCCUGGAAACGAUGCCUUAUGAGGAACGGCUAAGAGAGCUGGGCAUGUUUAGCCUGGAGAAGAGGAGGUUAAGGGGUGAUAUGAUAGCCAUGUUCAAAGAUAUAAAAGGAUGUCACAUAGAGGAGGGAGAAAGGUUGUUUUCUGCUGCUCCAGAGAAGCGGACACGGAGCAAUGGAUCCAAACUACAAGAAAGAAGAUUCCACCUAAACAUUAGGAAGAACUUCCUGACAGUAAGAGCUGUUCGACAGUGGAAUUUGCUGCCAAGGAGUGUGGUGGAGUCUCCUUCUUUGGAGGUCUUUAAGCAGAGGCUUGACAACCAUAUGUCAGGAGUGCUCUGAUGGUGUUUCCUGCUUGGCAGGGGGUUGGACUCGAUGGCCCUGGUGGUCUCUUCCAACUCUAGGAUUCUAUUCUAUUCUAUUCUAUUCUUCUAUUCUAUUCUAUUCUAAAAUUGUGGGUGGUAUCCAGACAGGCAACGAAUGAAAGAGAAGUGUCAAUUCAGGGGACAGGUUUAUUCCAUAUAUAUAUAUAUAUAUAUAUAUAUAUAUAUAUACUUUAUAUAUAUAUAUUUAUUAGUUUUGUAACAUGCCAUUUUCAACAGUAAUUAAACAUACUUUUACAUCUUAUUCAAUUUUUUGACUUCCAUCAGUCCUGUCUGAAAAUUUUCCGAUAUAAUCUCUUAGUAUGCAUUUCUUAUCUUCCCUAUGACAUUUAAAACUCAUAACCAAUAUCUCUAUCUUUAUCUACUUUGUAACACUUCAUAUAUUUCUCCUUACAAAGCUUCUUGUAGUCCUACUAGCGUAAUUUGUUGGUUACAAUCGCUCUUCAAAUAGUUCAUAUACUUCUUCCAAUCUUCUGUAAAUCUCUGGUCCUGCAGGUUUUGAAUCCUUCCUGUCAUUUUGUCCAAUUCUGCAUAGUCCAUUAAUUUCGUCUGCCAUUCUUCUUUCGUUGGAAUUUCUUCUUGCUUCCAUUUCUGGACUAACAGUACUCUUGCUGCUGUUAUUGCAUAUAAAAACAGUUUGACAUCUUGCCUAUUAAUAUCCUGGCCUAUAAUACCAAGUAAAAAUGCUUCUGGUUUUUUUAAGAAUGUAUAUUUCAACAUCUUUUUCAUCUCAUUCUAUAUCAUUUCCCAGAAGUUCUUUACUUUCUUACAUUCCCACCAUAUAUGAUAAAAUGCUCCUUCUUUUUCUUUACAUUUCCAACAUUUAUUAUUUGUCUUAUACGUUUUAGCUAAUUUGGGGAAAGGGCUUUUUCUUAAGGUUGCUGUCCUGGCUGCCGGGGACAGAUUAAGUUUUGUUACGAUGCCAACUUUGCCUGGUGACUCUCCUCCUUUCUCUGGGAUGGGUACCCAGCCAGCUGAGCAUCUUGGAAUGCCAAGCCUUGCUCAGCCUGGCAUCUCUUCUCUUCAAUUCCAGGGUAUAACCGGUGCCCCCAGGCGUCGAAGUGUCAGCUGUGGGAAUUGGUCUUUCCUAGUCCACAAGACCUGUGUGAGAAGAUCUGGAGCAAGUCCUACAAAUAUACCACCUUCACGAGGGGCAGCAAGCGCUGUAUCCAGAUGUGGUUUAACGAAACGCAGGGCAACCCCAAUGUGGAGGUGGCAAAGUACUAUGCCAAUGCUGGAGCGGGUCUCUCGCCCUGGACGCUCCUGGUUUUGCUUUUCCCUGCCCUCCCAGCAACCCUGUUGUGAACUUUGCAAGGGACUUAUCUGAUCCUGAAGAGUUUUGACCCUGCAAGAUUGCGCUGGGAUUUCCCACUUCCUUUAUCGCGAUGAGAGUGCUCUCGUUCCGGGUUCCCAGGAAAUAACACUCCAGCUUACCUGUAAGAAGAAUUUAUCUUCCGGGACUUCCUCCGAACAUUGUUUCAGCUUAUGUUCAUUUCUAUCACCUCAGCAAACUUGGUCUGCUUACAGGGACUUGGAAAGGGAGGUGGCCUCUAGUAAUAGGGCCGUUUGCAACCCCUGGGAACACACAACUGGAAGAAGGAAUAAAAGCCUGGUUCUUCAAUUUGA